Sarcophilus harrisii (Tasmanian devil) is the source of this 2558-nucleotide messenger RNA. RefSeq names its product SRY-box transcription factor 10 (gene SOX10). The transcript is spliced from 4 exons. Gene Ontology annotation, cellular component: nucleus. The record is from RefSeq and is a predicted model, not a curated record. Gene Ontology annotation, molecular function: DNA-binding transcription factor activity, RNA polymerase II-specific; RNA polymerase II cis-regulatory region sequence-specific DNA binding. NCBI's taxonomy places the organism in Eukaryota, Metazoa, Chordata, Mammalia, Dasyuromorphia, Dasyuridae. The coding region runs from base 57 to 1448 and encodes 463 amino acids. Gene Ontology annotation, biological process: negative regulation of transcription by RNA polymerase II; neural crest cell migration; peripheral nervous system development.
GCCGACCGAGAGGCGAGAGGUCUCCGGGCGAGGCCGAGGCGGAGGGAGACGGCGCCAUGAGCGAGGAGCAGGACCUGUCCGAGGUGGAGCUGAGCCCGGUGGGCUCCGAGGACCCCCGCUGCCUGUCCCCCGGGGGGCCCUCGCUGGGGCCGGACGGCGCGGCCCUGCACGCCAGCCCCGCGCCCGGGGAGCUGGGCAAGGUGAAGAAGGAGCAGCAGGACCCCGAGGUGGACGACGACAAGUUCCCCGUGUGCAUCCGCGAGGCCGUCAGCCAGGUGCUCAGCGGCUACGACUGGACGCUGGUGCCCAUGCCCGUGCGGGUCAACGGCAGCAGCAAGAGCAAGCCCCACGUGAAGCGGCCCAUGAACGCCUUCAUGGUGUGGGCGCAGGCCGCCCGCCGCAAGCUGGCCGACCAGUACCCGCACCUGCACAACGCCGAGCUCAGCAAGACCCUGGGGAAGCUGUGGAGGCUGCUGAACGAGAGCGACAAGAGGCCCUUCAUCGAGGAGGCCGAGCGCCUGCGGAUGCAGCACAAGAAGGACCACCCGGACUACAAAUACCAGCCCCGGCGCAGGAAGAACGGGAAGGCGGCCUCGGGGGAGGGGGAGGCCCCGGGCGAGGGGGAGCCCGGCGGGGCGGCCGCCAUCCAGGCGCACUACAAGAACUCCCACCUGGACCACAGGCACCCGGGCGAGGGCUCCCCCAUGUCCGACGGGAACCCGGAGCACUCCUCAGGCCAGAGCCAUGGCCCCCCCACCCCUCCCACCACCCCAAAGACAGAACUGCAAUCAAGCAAGGCAGAGUCAAAGCGGGACGGGCGCUCACUGGGGGAGAGCGGGAAGCCCCACAUCGACUUCGGAACCAUGGACAUUGGUGAGAUCAGCCACGAGGUGAUGUCCAACAUGGAGACCUUCGACGUGGCCGAGUUUGACCAGUACCUGCCCCCCAACGGACACGCCGGCCACCCCGGUCACGUGGGGGGCUACGCCGCGGCCGGCUAUGGGCUGGGCAGCGCCCUGGCCGUGGCCAGCGGACACUCAGCCUGGAUCUCCAAGCCACCCGGCGUGGCCCUGCCGGCUGCCUCGCCGCCCGGAGUGGAUGCCAAGGCCCAGGUGAAAACGGAGGCCUCGGGCCCUCCCGGGCCCCCCCACUAUGCUGAGCAGCCAUCCACCUCCCAGAUCGCUUACACCUCCCUCAGCCUGCCCCACUAUGGCUCCGCUUUCCCAUCCAUCUCUCGCCCGCAGUUCGACUACUCCGAUCACCAGCCCUCGGGACCCUACUAUGGCCACUCGGGCCAGGCCUCCGGCCUCUACUCGGCCUUCUCCUACAUGGGGCCCUCUCAGCGGCCCCUCUACACGGCCAUCUCCGACCCCAGCCCCUCGGGGCCACAGUCCCACAGCCCCACACACUGGGAGCAGCCUGUGUACACGACGCUCUCCAGACCCUAGAGGGGGGCCCUUCCGGAGGCUGCGCCCCCCCUCCUCAGCCCUCUCCCCUCUCUGCCACAGGAUUGGUGGGGGCUAUGGAGGCCAAGGACUGCCAAGUCUCCUUUCUUCUACAGGAGGCUCUCCCCAGCCCUCCGCCCCCACUCGCCUCCCAUGGGCGAGAGGAGACCUUGUCCACUCAGGACCUCAGUGGGGUGCUCUUCUCCUGCUCGGUUAUGAUUCCCUUGAAGGCAGCCCUUCCUUUGGGCCUCCCUACAGACUUUGCUUAUCUCCGUCAGGGAGGGAAGACUCCUGUCCUGGAUCCUGUGCAGCCCUGGGGUGCCAGCCCAGUCCUCAGGGCUGGCCAGAGCCUCAAGAAAGGACUCCCUGACUGGCAUGGCAGUGGGGGAGGCAGAGACCCUCUGAGGACCAUGUGGGGCAGCUGUGUAUGCAAGGGGAAGAAGGGAAGGUUUGUGGGGCCUCCCCCCACCACCACCAAGCUGAGGAUCCGCGGAGGAGGCAGUGGAGAGGGCCCUCCGGGGACAGACUCAGUACCGACGCCCUUGCUGCCCGCUCGGCAAGGAUCAGAGACUCCAUCCUCCUCCCUCCUGUUUUCUUUGCUAAAUGAAGGGGGGGCUUCACCCCCGGCAGUGACGGGGAAGGGAGGUGGAGAGAGGAUUUAGAAACAGCUAAUGGGGGGAGGUGUUGCCACGUCCCAUGUCCCCCCUUGUCCCUACAAUAAUCCCCGCUUCCCUGACCGUGUCCCAGGUCCCUGGACUCCAAGGCUGGAGAGGUCAAUCUGCCCCCAGAGUUUGGGCUCCCGGUCCCAGUGGGAGGCAAAGACCCCAUUGUCUGGGAGCAAGGGCCUCUCUGAAGACACCAAAAUAUCACUAUGUACAUUGUCCUCCCCCCGGUCAUUGGCCCUAUCCACCCAGCCCCCAGCCCCCAGCCCAACCCCUGGUGUUUAAAUAAAAUAUGUAGCUGCGUCUGCCCCGUUCCCCAACCCCGCAGUCCACAUAUAACGCAUUAUUGCCCCUUUCCCCCUAUUUAUCUCAGUAGCCCCUUGCCCAGACUCCCUAUUAACUCUGCAUUAAGCAAUCCAGAAUAAUAAAAUUAAAGGUUUCAGUUACUGGC